This is a messenger RNA of Cydia pomonella (codling moth), 1845 nucleotides long. RefSeq names its product basic proline-rich protein-like. The record is from RefSeq and is a predicted model, not a curated record. Lineage: Eukaryota; Metazoa; Arthropoda; Insecta; Lepidoptera; Tortricidae. The coding region runs from base 1 to 1845 and encodes 614 amino acids. The transcript has 7 exons.
AUGCCGCCGCCGCCGAGGCCCACCGCCACGUGUGAGUAUACACGACACAAGCAUAGACCCGGCGCAGCGCCAGCCGGCCGCGCGCCUGCUGCAGCACCCCUUCCUGCGCCGCGCCGGCCCGCCCGCGCUGCUCGUGCCGCUCAUGCCGCCGCCGCCGAGGCCCACCGCCACGUCGCCAGCCGGCCGCGCGCCUGCUGCAGCACCCCUUCCUGCGCCGCGCCGGCCCGCCCGCGCUGCUCGUGCCGCUCAUGCCGCCGCCGCCGAGGCCCACCGCCACGUGUGAGUAUACACGACACAAGCAUAGACCCGGCGCAGCGCCAGCCGGCCGCGCGCCUGCUGCAGCACCCCUUCCUGCGCCGCGCCGGCCCGCCCGCGCUGCUCGUGCCGCUCAUGCCGCCGCCGCCGAGGCCCACCGCCACGUGUGAGUAUACACGACACAAGCAUAGACCCGGCGCAGCGCCAGCCGGCCGCGCGCCUGCUGCAGCACCCCUUCCUGCGCCGCGCCGGCCCGCCCGCGCUGCUCGUGCCGCUCAUGCCGCCGCCGCCGAGGCCCACCGCCACGUCGCCAGCCGGCCGCGCGCCUGCUGCAGCACCCCUUCCUGCGCCGCGCCGGCCCGCCCGCGCUGCUCGUGCCGCUCAUGCCGCCGCCGCCGAGGCCCACCGCCACGUGUGAGUAUACACGACACAAGCAUAGACCCGGCGCAGCGCCAGCCGGCCGCGCGCCUGCUGCAGCACCCCUUCCUGCGCCGCGCCGGCCCGCCCGCGCUGCUCGUGCCGCUCAUGCCGCCGCCGCCGAGGCCCACCGCCACGUGUGAGUAUACACGACACAAGCAUAGACCCGGCGCAGCGCCAGCCGGCCGCGCGCCUGCUGCAGCACCCCUUCCUGCGCCGCGCCGGCCCGCCCGCGCUGCUCGUGCCGCUCAUGCCGCCGCCGCCGAGGCCCACCGCCACGUCGCCAGCCGGCCGCGCGCCUGCUGCAGCACCCCUUCCUGCGCCGCGCCGGCCCGCCCGCGCUGCUCGUGCCGCUCAUGCCGCCGCCGCCGAGGCCCACCGCCACGUGUGAGUAUACACGACACAAGCAUAGACCCGGCGCAGCGCCAGCCGGCCGCGCGCCUGCUGCAGCACCCCUUCCUGCGCCGCGCCGGCCCGCCCGCGCUGCUCGUGCCGCUCAUGCCGCCGCCGCCGAGGCCCACCGCCACGUGUGAGUAUACACGACACAAGCAUAGACCCGGCGCAGCGCCAGCCGGCCGCGCGCCUGCUGCAGCACCCCUUCCUGCGCCGCGCCGGCCCGCCCGCGCUGCUCGUGCCGCUCAUGCCGCCGCCGCCGAGGCCCACCGCCACGUCGCCAGCCGGCCGCGCGCCUGCUGCAGCACCCCUUCCUGCGCCGCGCCGGCCCGCCCGCGCUGCUCGUGCCGCUCAUGCCGCCGCCGCCGAGGCCCACCGCCACGUGUGAGUAUACACGACACAAGCAUAGACCCGGCGCAGCGCCAGCCGGCCGCGCGCCUGCUGCAGCACCCCUUCCUGCGCCGCGCCGGCCCGCCCGCGCUGCUCGUGCCGCUCAUGCCGCCGCCGCCGAGGCCCACCGCCACCGCCAGCCGGCCGCGCGCCUGCUGCAGCACCCCUUCCUGCGCCGCGCCGGCCCGCCCGCGCUGCUCGUGCCGCUCAUGCCGCCGCCGCCGAGGCCCACCGCCACGUGUGAGUAUACACGACACAAGCAUAGACCCGGCGCAGCGCCAGCCGGCCGCGCGCCUGCUGCAGCACCCCUUCCUGCGCCGCGCCGGCCCGCCCGCGCUGCUCGUGCCGCUCAUGCCGCCGCCGCCGAGGCCCACCGCCACGUGUAAUUAA